GUGCCAAAUUGGCCUCCACAAUUGAAUGAUGAUCAAAUCACAUCUUUAACCGGACAAGCGAUCGAUUAUGCAUUAUCCCAUUCAAUCACUUAUAGACCUUUACCUUCUUCCUCUACAGCAACAAAAGGCGUAAAACCUCCGCAAGAUACAACGAUUCACGCUCCGAUAAGCCUUUUACCUUCACCUUUUCCGGCUAAUCUGUUCGAACAAAGUCAAUCACUUCAACCGUUGUAUAAUGACAUUUAUGCACGUAUAACUGUGGAUAAAGAAUUCCUACGAAAGAUUAUCGGUGGAAAUGUGAUCUUGGUAGAUGAAUUUCAAGCAAAAUUAUGGCAAUUAUGGAACAAAGUCGAACAAGAAGGAAUUCAACAGCCUUUGCAUUUGGGGCUCUUUCGUUCGGAUUACCUCUUACAUCAAGAAGGAAACGACUCACAGCCAUUCACUAUCAAACAGGUAGAGCUCAACACUAUCUCGAGUUCGUUUGGACCACUUUGUUCGCGUGUCAGUGAGUUGCAUAGAUAUCUUGCUCGAUCUACAGGAGGUUUCUUUGGCAUCUCGCCUCAAUUGACAGUGGACAAAUUACCAAUCAAUCGAGCCUUAGAGACCUUGGCAGGAGGUUUGGCAGCCGGACAUCGGGCAUACGUCGAACGAGCCAAAGCCGAAGAUGCAAUUAUCCUGUUUGUCGUUCAAGAUGGAGAAAGAAACGCAUUUGAUCAACGAUUGAUCGAAUAUCAAUUAUUGGAACAGCAUGGAAUCGUUGUUAGACGUGCUUCUUUGGCACAAUUGGCAAAGAGUGCAUCUUUGAAAGGAGAGGAAAAACGAUUGUAUCUGGACAACACAAACUCCGGGAAAAGCGAAGAAGUAGCAGUUGUGUAUUUCAGAGCUGGUUAUGGACCAGGAGAUUAUCCAACAGAAACGGAAUGGGAUGCAAGGUUGACAAUAGAGCGUAGUUUAGCGAUCAAAUGUCCAACGAUUGCACUUCAGCUUGCCGGAGCGAAAAAGGUACAACAAGUUUUGUCAAAUCCUGGAAUUGUUGAACAUUUCGUUAAAGAUUCGAAAAAAGGUAGGAUAUGGUCAGAUGAGGAAGUUAAAAGAUUACGUGCAAGCUUUAUGCCGAUGUAUAGUAUGGGCGAAGAAGAUGGAGGAGAAGGUAUACGGAUUGCAUCGGAUCCAAAGAUGGCAAAAGAGUAUGUUUUAAAGCCGCAACGAGAAGGAGGCGGGAACAACAUUUAUAGAGAAGAUAUCGUGGGCGCAUUGAAGGACUUAGAAAAGCAAGAUGAAGAACAAGGCAAAAUACAAGGAAGCGAUGGAAGCAAUCGAAAUAUCAAAAGAAGAGAAGCUUACAUUUUAAUGAAAAUGAUCGAACCACCAACGAAUGUAGGAAAUUAUUUAGUCCGAUACGAUGCUGCAAAAAGCUCUUCGGGAAGUGCUCCUCAAGCUGUUUUGGCUCCUCAUGUUAUUUCCGAAUUGGGUGCUUUUGGAUCAAUUUUGUUUGAAGCAGAUCAACAAUCCACAAAAGUAAUCUUUGAACAAAGCGGUGGUCAUCUUUUACGUACAAAAGCAAGUGAAAGUAACGAAGGAGGUGUUGCAGCUGGCUUUAGUGUGAUUGACAGUCCUGUUCUCAUCUAA
Messenger RNA from Meira miltonrushii, 1629 nucleotides. RefSeq names its product glutathione synthase. Gene Ontology annotation, molecular function: glutathione binding; glutathione synthase activity; ATP binding. Gene Ontology annotation, cellular component: cytosol. The annotation marks the transcript as partial. Gene Ontology annotation, biological process: glutathione biosynthetic process. The transcript has a single exon. The record is from RefSeq and is a predicted model, not a curated record. Lineage: Eukaryota; Fungi; Basidiomycota; Exobasidiomycetes; Exobasidiales; Brachybasidiaceae.